Messenger RNA from Parasteatoda tepidariorum (common house spider), 1224 nucleotides. The record is from RefSeq and is a predicted model, not a curated record. Lineage: Eukaryota; Metazoa; Arthropoda; Arachnida; Araneae; Theridiidae.
AUGGGUGUAUUAUGUAUGGGCAACGAGUGUGACUGCUACAAAGCAAAAAUAUUAGACGAGUUGUAUCAUGGGCAUCUUGGUGUAGUAAAAAUGAAAGCAAUUGCCAGAUCUUACGUGUAUUGGCAAGACAUUGACCAAGACAUAGAAAAUUCUGCGAAAAACUGUUUGGACUGUGCUAGGUUCAAAACGGAGCCAGCAAAAGCAAAAGUUCAUCAUUGGGAAUAUCCCAGUGCACCAUGGGAAAGAGUGCACAUUGAUUUCGCAGGACCUAUAUUUGAACGGAUGUUUCUACUUAUUGUUGACGCACAUUCAAAAUGGCUUGAAGUUUACCCCAUGAAGACAGCCAACUCAUUCAAGACAAUUGAAUGCCUCCGAGAUUGCUUUUCACGUUUUGGACUACCUGUAGUGUUAGUUUCCGACAACGGCACACAGUUUACUUCACAAGAGUUCCAAACAUUUAUACGAAGCAAUGGCAUUAAGCAUAAGACAUGCGCCCCUUUCAAACCAUCCAGCAAUGGACAAGCAGAGCGCUACGUGCAUACAUUAAAGCAAUCUCUCCGUGCCAUGCAGAACUUUGCUGGGAAUAUCCAGCAAAAGGUUAGCACCUUCCUCAUGCAAUAUCGCAAGGCUCCUAAUAUGACAACUAUGAUUAGUCCGGCUAUGCUCUUCCUUAAGAGAGACAUUAGGACUAGAAUAGAUCUUGUUCUCCCUGACUUGGUCGGAAGAGUCAAUGAGAAGAUCAGGAAAAGCACGUAUGCUUUUCAAGAUCGCAUUUUUUACGAAGGUUAUAAGGUGGCUGUACGAGACUAUCGGUCACCCAACGCAAGGAGGAAAUUUGGAACUGUCAUGAGCAAAGAUGGAGCUCUUCACUACACAGUUAAUGUGCAAGGUACAUUGUAUAGACGCCACGUAGACCAAAUGCGACCAACAGGAGACCAGAUCUUGGAUAAGACUAUUCACGUUCCACGAGUUAGUUUCAGCAGUGAGACCUCACACAUCGGCACUACUGAUAAUUCUCCUGAAUCCACUGAUCCUGGGGGAGAUAUCCAAAAACACUCUGGAUCUGUCAAAUUAACACCAGAAACUCGCCAACCACCUCCAACUAAGAAACCGAGUUCAUCUGUUUUGCCGAAAAGUACUCCAUCUUCAACUUCUCAACAAACUCCAUUUCAGCCGAGGCGAUCACAAACGAUUAGACGGCCCCCUAAGAGACUUGACCUUUAA